Messenger RNA from Menidia menidia (Atlantic silverside), 1203 nucleotides. NCBI's taxonomy places the organism in Eukaryota, Metazoa, Chordata, Actinopteri, Atheriniformes, Atherinopsidae. The record is from the annotation of a GenBank genome assembly.
AUGUUGUCAAAAGUGUUGCUGGGUGUCAUUCUGUCCCUCCUCAUUCUUCUGACUGUGGGUGGAAAUGUGCUGGUGUGCCUGGCUGUCUGCGCCUCUCGACGCCUGCGCUGCAUCACAAACUGUUUCAUCGUGUCGCUGGCCGUCACCGAUCUGCUGCUCGGCCUCCUGGUCCUCCCGUUCUCUGCCCUCCUCCAGUUCAACGACGACUGGCCACUGGGCCCGGUCUUCUGCAACUUCUACAUCUGCAUGGACGUGAUGCUGUGCACCGCCUCCAUCCUGACCCUGCUGGCCAUCAGCUUGGACCGCUACCUGGCUGUGACCAUGCCUCUGCGGUAUGCCUCCCUCGUGUCGCCCUGGAGGGUCACCGUCACCAUGGCGGGCGUCUGGACGGUGUCUGUGGCCGUGUCUUUCCUGCCGAUCCAAAUGGGGUGGAACACUGUGAACGGGACGGUGCAGAACCAGGGGCCUGCGGCCUCGGAGAGGCGAUGCCGAUUCGAGCUGAACAGACCUUACGUGCUCACCGACUCCCUCCUCACCUUUUUCCUGCCUCUGGUGGCUAUGUGCUGGACCUACUAUCGAAUACUUUGCAUUGCACAAGCUCAGGCCAAGCGCAUCAUCAGCACCCGGCCCCUGUGCGUCACCAGCUACAACGGCAGGAGCAAUCCUUCCACCUGUACCACUCUGGUGUCCAGCGUUAUGACGGUUGCACUGCGAGAGCACAAAGCCACGGUGACCCUGGCAGUGGUGAUCGGGGCUUUUGUGGUGUGUUGGUUACCUUAUUUUAUCCUAUUCACAAUAUUGGGACUAAAGGAGCACCCGGACCCCAGCUUAGUGCCAGAAUUUCCCUUUGUGUUGUGGCUGGGAUACGCCAACUCGGCUAUCAACCCCAUCCUCUACGGAGCCCUCAACAGGGACUUCAGCCAGGGAGCAGCUGACAGAGAUGACCCUGCUGUGUGGCCCCAUCCCUACCACCUGCAGGGCAGCUAAAACAGACCAAAACGUCAUGCCUGAAGAAGUGAACAGCGGGACAGCCACACCAACCAUCCACUUUACAAAUGGCAUUGCUGCCACACAUGACAGUGGCACUGAAGGAACGUUUUCCAGCCUAACUUGAUCACAGAGUGGAUCUCACAGCACCUCGUCAGUGAGGAUCAGCGAACGAGCACGGUCAGACAUCAGCCCCGGUGACUCUGGAUUGAAUUG